UUUUUCAAUUUUUUAAGGUGAUUGCCGUGGUCUGUAUUAUCUUAUGGGAAACUGUUGGCACGCUCUCUAGUCGAUACAUGAUCGUAUGCGGUACUGUUGCUGGUUUCACAAUUAUCUGUGCUGUCUUAUUCAUUGGUCACAUUCUGGACUCACAAGUGGAAAAACGCAUGAACGCUCUAUUUUCGAUAGUCGGUUGUGUGCUCUUCAUCAUCUCUGGUAUCUUAGUAAUUGAACAAUGGCAGGACGAUAAAUGGUUUGGAUUCAAUAAAGAGAACCGUCGUUAUGCUCUAGCUGCCGGAUCGUUGAUGAUCAUUAAUGGUGUCAUCUUCCUUUUGGACGCAAUAUGCAUUUUUAGAUCGUAAUUUUCAUGUCUAAUUUAUUUAAUUUCAAUAACAGAUCUUCUUUCACACAA
Molecule: messenger RNA, 412 nt
Organism: Teleopsis dalmanni
Lineage: Eukaryota; Metazoa; Arthropoda; Insecta; Diptera; Diopsidae
Product: protein snakeskin-like
Exons: 2
Coding region: 78-362 (94 amino acids)
Biological process (GO): septate junction assembly
Source: RefSeq, a predicted model, not a curated record